UCCCAACAGGUGCCCCUCCAGACACCAGACAUGUCCUGCCUUGACCAGUGCCUGCCUCGCCUGCAAUGCCGGCCCUGCGGCCCGACCCCGCUGGCCAACAGCUGCAAUGAGCCCUGCGUCAGGCAGUGCCAGGACUCCCACGUCGUCAUCCAGCCCUCUCCCGUGGUGGUGACCCUGCCCGGACCCAUCCUCAGCUCCUUCCCGCAGAACACCGCCGUGGGAUCCUCCACCUCCGCUGCCGUUGGCAGCAUCCUCAGCUCUGAGGGCGUGCCCAUCUCCUCUGGAGGCUUUGGCCUCUCCGGCUUCGGCAGCCGCUUCUGCGGCAGGCGGUGCUUCCCCUGCUAAAGCUGCUGGCCGUGGUUCUGGGGGA
Messenger RNA from Coturnix japonica (Japanese quail), 370 nucleotides. Its product is annotated as feather keratin 1-like. Lineage: Eukaryota; Metazoa; Chordata; Aves; Galliformes; Phasianidae. Gene Ontology annotation, molecular function: structural constituent of cytoskeleton. The record is from RefSeq and is a predicted model, not a curated record. Gene Ontology annotation, cellular component: intermediate filament.